Molecule: messenger RNA, 2157 nt
Organism: Nymphaea colorata (pocket water lily)
Lineage: Eukaryota; Viridiplantae; Streptophyta; Magnoliopsida; Nymphaeales; Nymphaeaceae
Product: suppressor of mec-8 and unc-52 protein homolog 1
Exons: 16
Coding region: 127-1671 (514 amino acids)
Biological process (GO): mRNA splicing, via spliceosome
Cellular component (GO): precatalytic spliceosome
Molecular function (GO): protein binding
Source: RefSeq, a predicted model, not a curated record
UUUUCUCGGACAGGCUGAGCUUCUUCGUUGCUUAAACCCUCUCUUCAUCUCUCUGACUAGGGGACCUUCGGAAGGCACGAACUCCUUCGCUCUGAGGUGAAGAGUUCGUUCAGCGAGGCUGCGAGGAUGUCGACUCUUGAAAUCGAGGCUCGAGAUGUCAUUAAGAUUGUGCUUCAAUUUUGCAAAGAGAAUUCGCUCCACCAGACCUUUCAGGUACUGCAGAGUGAGUGCCAGGUUUCUUUGAAUACUGUGGACAGCCUGGAGACGUUUGUUGCUGACAUUAACAGCGGGAGGUGGGAUGCUAUAUUGCCGCAAGUUUCACAGCUAAAACUUCCGAGGAAGAAACUUGAGGACCUGUACGAGCAGAUUGUCUUGGAGAUGAUAGAGCUCCGGGAGUUGGACACUGCACGUGCUAUUCUAAGACAGACUCAGGCAAUGGGUGUUAUGAAACAGGAGCAGCCUGAAAGAUAUCUAAGGCUUGAGCAUCUUUUGGUCCGAACAUACUUUGAUCCACAUGAGGCAUAUCAAGAAGUGUCCAAGGAGAAGCGUCGUGCACAGAUUGCUCAAGCUUUGGCUGCUGAAGUCACUGUUGUUCCACCAUCACGAUUAAUGGCUUUGAUUGGGCAAGCAUUAAAAUGGCAGCAGCACCAAGGGUUGCUUCCUCCUGGAACUCAGUUUGAUCUCUUCCGAGGAACAGCAGCAAUGAAACAGGAUGAGGAUGAUAUGUACCCAACAAAUCUCGUGCAUACCAUAAAGUUUGGCAAGAAAAGUCACCCAGAAAGUGCUCGUUUUUCACCUGAUGGGCAGUUCCUUGUUUCAUGCUCGGUUGAUGGUUUCAUUGAGGUUUGGGAUCCCAUAAGUGGCAAGCUAAAGAAGGAUCUACAAUAUCAAGCUGAUGAUGCUUUUAUGAUGCACGAUGAUGCUGUUCUUUGCAUGGAUUUUAGUAGAGACUCAGAGAUGCUUGCGUCUGGAUCACAAGAUGGAAAGAUCAAGGUAUGGAGAUUAAGGACUGGACAGUGCUUGCGUCGACUUGAACGUGCACAUUCGCAGGGCGUAACUAGUCUUUCAUUCUCUCGGGAUGGAAGCCAGCUUCUUAGUGCUUCCUUUGAUAGUACUGCAAGAAUCCAUGGGCUUAAAUCUGGGAAGAUGCUGAAAGAAUUCCGAGGCCACACAUCUUAUGUGAAUGAUGCAAUUUUUAGCAGUGAUGGUGGUCGUGUUAUUACAGCCUCCAGUGACUGUACAGUGAAAGUUUGGGAUGUAAAGACUACCGAUUGUUUACAGACUUUCAAACCUCCACCUCCUUUGAGGGGUGGUGAUGCAUCUGUUAACUCUGUUCUUCUCUUCCCAAAGAACACAGAGCAUAUUAUCGUCUGCAACAAGACAUCUUCAAUAUAUAUCAUGACAUUCCAGGGCCAGGUGGUAAAGAGUUUUUCUUCCGGUAGAAGAGAGGGGGGAGACUUUGUUGCAGCCUGUGUUUCACCUAAAGGAGAAUGGAUUUACUGUAUUGGUGAAGAUCGUUACAUUUAUUGCUUCAGCCAUCAGUCCGGUAAACUGGAACACCUAAUCAAAGAUGCACAUGAAAAGGAUGUAAUUGGAAUUACUCAUCAUCCUCAUCAGAAUUCGGUAGCAACGUAUGGUGAAGAUUGCACCAUGAAAUUAUGGAAGCCUUGAAAUACAAUAAUGCUCUGACAGUGAAAGACUAAGACUGCGACUGCGGCUGCGAUACGAAGUUGUGGAACCUUUGAAAUACGUUGAUACUUUCAGAGCUUUGCACAAGUUUUUGCUGUGCCUCAUGUUGGGUAAUUGCUGCCUGUUCUGUCAGCACCUUCCCCAUUCUCCGAUAAAUAGCCUUCCGCUAUUAUUUUGCGUCAUCUGCAUCUGUGGAAGACUGAUUUAAUGGAAAGACACAAUCAAGUACCGGACUCCUGGCUAGAAGAAGCUGACCAUAGGGCUGAUGGAUUGCCUGAGAUUGAUACAGCAUUUAUCUACCUUUCCUUGGCAGGGAAUAUGACUUGGAAAUUCUUGUUCGAUGUUUACGUUUUUUUAUUUUUCCUCAUUGACGCUGUAAAGUUAAAAGACCAAAUUGAAUCUGAAUGUCUAGUUUUCCUUCUUGUCGUUGUAACAUGAGGUUGACACUGAAUCUAAGUGUUAUCACAA